CACUGUAAGCAAGGGAGCCCCGGCAUUCAUGGCCACCUACGGCCCGAGGGAGCUGGCCGAGGAGGUGGGAGCUGUGACAGGCUUGGGUGCGGAGAAGACGCGACGGCUGUGGUCCGCCGUCGGCCGCCUCGCGGACGGCACGCUCGCCGCGGGCAAAGGCCUGUCCAUACCGGGACUCGGGAGGUGGACUUACUUGAGAACCUCCAACGUCCACGAGGAAUUUGGGAUUAGGAAACCCUUGUUUACGGCGGACCCCCAGUUCUUGCGAAUCAACGGCCUCGCGCCGAACGAGCCGCCCCGGUCGCAGCUCGUCGCGCCUUGUGCUGCGUUGAAUUGUUUUGCCGCGGCGGCGAACGCCGGUUUGUCGAAGGACGAGGCCAAGGCUACUGUCGCUGCUGUGGCUAGAUAUGUAGGAGCGGCGGCAGCUUUAGGGCGGAAGGUGCGCCUGCCCAUCGGAUCUAUAGGGGAACUGCGCUGCGAUGCUCGGGUGGUCCGCUUCGUGUAUGGGGCACGGGCGCCUCAACCUACACAAGUCUCCAAAGCACCUAUUGAAGUAGCACCAUCGACGGCGCGACUCUCGACGGGCCGCUCGGACCACCUCUCGACCGUCCGGUCGGCUCGGUCGACCGCGCGCUCACAGCCGGCGACGGCGCGGUCCCAGCCGCCGGCGACGGCGCGCUCCACCGCCCGCAGCCGCGCGGCGGUGACGGCGCGGUCGGCCCUCGCCUCGUCUCGGUUGAGUGCGCGCCAGAAAGGGAGCUAUGAAGAUUUGACGCCGGGCCGCAAACCCGAACCGAGACAAGUAUUAGGAAUACUCGAUCAGCUAUUAGCACCAAUGGGCCGCGACGACGCUAUUAAACCUUUACUAAAGACCGCGAGGCGCCAGAACGUCGCCCAGCAGUACGACGCCUACGAGCGCGCUCUCCAGAACGCCCACAAAAAAACCGAGUAUGAAGAGCGGGAAAUGGUUCGGGUGAGAGACGAGGACCGAAGGAGGCAGGCCGCGCGUAUGGCCGCCCAUCAUACGUUAGAGUUGGAAAAUGCCCAAAACGUGCUCUUGCAAGCCGACGAGGCCCGCGCCAGAAAGGCCCUGGAUCGCGUGUCAGAACCCUGGACCAUGGCGGAAGCCACCAAAGCGUUUCCGUUCCUGAACUACGUGCCGGACCACAUUGGGAAGCGGAAGAAGGCUGCUGAGUAUGACAAGGAACUGAGUGGGCAGGUGAGAGCAGCAGAGGAGCAUCAGAGAAAGGCCAAGGCCCACGAACGCGCGGCCGACGCUCGAGCGUUGGCCACGUCCAUGGCUUUGGUUGCCCGCGACCGGGAAGCGCGGCGGUUGAUCCACGAGGCCGCGCACGGUGAGCUCGCCGCGGAUUGGCGCCGGUCCAUGGAUUUGACCGAGUUGAAAAAGGGCGUGACGAAGAAUGGCAGUCUGAUCCAGGGGCACUAACUAAGUAUUUGCCCU
Messenger RNA from Pelagomonas calceolata, 1462 nucleotides. NCBI's taxonomy places the organism in Eukaryota, Pelagophyceae, Pelagomonadales, Pelagomonadaceae. The record is from the annotation of a GenBank genome assembly.